AGUGAACCCCUUUCCAAAAAAAGAAAAAAAAAAAAAAGGAGAGAAGGGGCACUGCAAAAUCACAAGAGGUGCAACUCUUCACCCGUCUUCUUCGAGACUAAAGGGGUGAUGGGUUGCACUCGAUUCUUUUUUCAUAAAAGUAUGAAGUUUCAGGAGAAAGUGGGGGAGAGAGAAAUUUUGAAGCUUUGGUUGUAAGAAAUAUGGUUUUCUGGGUUCAUGAACUCUUAAAUUGGUGAUACGUGUGAAGCUUUAUUUACAAGUAUAUGCUUUUUUGGGUUUUGGUUUUGCGCAUAUAUACAGUUUCCUUUACUCAAAGGAAUGCUUUUGAUGCUGUAAUUUGUCUCAAAUGAAGGCCUUUUUCACCAGGGAAAGUACUUCAAGGAACGUUUUUUAGGGGGCAAGAUAUUGCCUUUGAUUUGUUGUUAUUACUGGGUUUUUUUAGUACUGUUUCCAUUUUUCUGCUUUCUGUGUUAGGUGCAAUUUAUUGGGUUUUCCAUUUGUUUCUGAGUUAGUGGAUUCCAUUUGGUGCAAUUUUCUUUUAUUUCUAAUUUAAUGGGUUUUCUGAAAAUAUAUUGACUAUUGUGGGUGGAAGUGCUUUUGGAUCUGUGUUUAAUCAUGGGAAUCAUGGAAAUUCCAAAGGGUUUCUGUGCUUCUCUCAAGAGCUUUCUCUAUUUCUUGCCCUUCUUUCUUGGGCUUCUCUUUCUGGGCAUAAUAAAAGGCUUAAUAUUUUGCCUUCCAGUUUGGGUAAUAAUGGCAAUUGGGAAUUCAGCGGUAAUAAUCGGUCUAUGGCCAGCACAUGUAGUUUGGACACAUUAUUGCAUAGCAAGGGCCAAACAGCUAGGGCCACUUUUGAAGAUUGCGCUAUGUAUUUGCGUUUCAGUUCUCCUCGUUUUAUGGCCAAUAGUAGGAAUUGCUGGUAGUAUAUUGGUAGGAGCAGGCUAUGGCUUAUUAAGACCACUAAUUUGUACAUUUGAAGCUGUCGGAGAGGGGAAGAUUGACCAAUUUUACCACUGUGUAGUGGAUGGGACAUGGAGCACAAUAACAGGAUGUUUUAUCAUAGUAAGGGACUUCACAGACGUCUGUUUCUUCUCAUAUUUCUUUAUUAUGGAUGAUCUUAGCCACCAAGAGCCUCCAAGUGGAAUACGACAUGAAAUCAGGUUGUUUCGUUUGAUUGGUUGUAUCAUAAUUGGACUGCUUGGCAUUUUAGUUGACAUGCCACUGGUCUUGUUGAUAGCUCUUUACAAGAGCCCCUACAUGCUUUUUAAAGGGUGGCACCGUCUGGUACAUGAUCUUAUAGGAAGGGAAGGACCUUUCUUGGAGACUGCAUGUGUGCCAUUUGCUGGGCUGGCUAUUCUUCUGUGGCCAUCAGUAGUAAUCGGAGCUAUACUUAGUUCAAUUUUCUUUAGUUUUUUCUUGGGCUUGUUUGCGGCUGUCGUGACUUACCAGGAAUCCUCGGCCUGCUUUGGACUAGCCUACAUUAUGUCUGCCAUAUCCUUGUACGAUGAAUAUACGAAUGAUGUUUUGGACAUGCGAGAAGGCUCUUGCUUUCCAAGGCCUCAAUACCGGAAAAAGAAGCCCUCCCUUUCUGGCUCACUCUCCAGGCCUGCUUCUUUCAUGAAAGAGAAACCCGAAGGAAGGGGCCCCCCACUGCGUGCCCAGUCUUUUAGGGAUUCCAUGGUUGAAUUGAAACCUCUAGAGGUACUUGAUCACAUCUUUGUGGAAUGUAAACGCCAUGGAGAAAACCUGGCUCUUGGAGGGCCAAUAACAAUGAAAGAUAUUGAACAAUGGAGAUCAAAUAAUGGAGGAAACAGGAUCCUGAGCAUUGGCUUACCAGCAUAUUGCAUUUUUCAAGGACUUUUACGGUCAGCCAAGGCGAAUUCUCCUGGUUUUCUAUUAAGUGAUAAAACGGAGAUAACUACCACGAACAAACCUAGAGAGAAGCUCUUUGAUUGGUUCUUUGAUCCGUUAAUGAUAAUCAAGGAGCAGAUCAAAGCACAGAGGCUUUCAGAGGCUGAAGAGGACUAUCUGAAUAAAUUGGUUUUAUUCGGUGGUGAGUCUGAGCGAAUGAAGGACUGGAAUAUUGGGUCCCCACCUGAAUCUGAGAUUAAGCGUGCUGAAAUUGAAGCUUUAGCCCGAAGGCUGCGAGGGAUCAGCAAGUCAAUCUCAAGGUUUCCAACAUUCAGGCGCCGGUUUGAGAACCUUGUGAAUAGCUUAGCGGAAGAGAUAGAGACGAGGAAUGAAAGAAGCGUGUCAUCUUCAAGAUCAAGAAGCAUUGUAAGGAGACUGUCAAGCCUAAAAUCCUUCGGUAGUAGAAAGUUGGGGCCUUCUAAAGAAGAGGAAGCCCAACCUGUAGUAAAUAGCUCUGAAAUUGUAUGAACAAUGUCACAUUUAUUUUUCAUUCAGAGGGAGUAGCAAAAAUUGUAUGAACAAUGUCCUUCUAAAGAAGAGGAAGCCCAACCUGUUGUAAAUGGCUCUGAAAUUGUAUGAACAAUGGCACAUAUAUUUUUCAUUCAGAGGGAGUAGCAAAAAUUGUAUGAACACUGUCCUUCUAAAGAAGAGGAAACCCAACCUGUAGUAAAUGGCUCUGAAAUUGUAUGAACAAUGUCACAUUUAUUUUUCAGUCAA
Messenger RNA from Amborella trichopoda, 2625 nucleotides. Its product is annotated as putative membrane protein At3g27390. NCBI's taxonomy places the organism in Eukaryota, Viridiplantae, Streptophyta, Magnoliopsida, Amborellales, Amborellaceae. The record is from RefSeq and is a predicted model, not a curated record.